AUGUCCAUCUCAUCUCCAUCACAAUGCUCAUCUCUACAUCCAAUGGCUAAAAAAGACAAGAAGCUGAAAGAGGCCAAAAAGGCCCGUACAGCAGAGAAGCAAAAGAAAAAUGCCUCCAAGUCGGAAGAAAAGAACAAAAAAAUGGCCAAGAAGAGAGGCGAUGAAGAGGAAGACGAGGAUAUUGACGCCAUUUUGGAACAAUUCGCCAAAGAACAGGAAGAAUUGACGGCAGUGAACAUCGAGGUAUGCGAAAGACCGUCCAAAAGACUCAAUCCAUCGAUGGCAGCAUCUCCGCUUCAAGGUAAGCGUGAGUUGAUUCUCUUUGGUGGAGAAGUGAGCGACGGAAGUGUUUCCAAGUUUUACAACCACUUGUACACAUACACCAUCGAAAACAACAUCUGGAGAAAGUACACCUCCAAAAAUGCGCCAUUGCCUCGUUCGUCGCAUGCUAUGUGUGCACAUCCAUCCGGCGUAGUGUUGAUGUUCGGUGGAGAAUUCUCGUCUCCAAAACAAUCCACAUUCUACCAUUAUGGAGACACCUGGGUACUCGAUGCGGAAACAAAAGAGUGGGAGAAGGUGGAGACUAAGAGGGGGCCCUCUGCUAGAUCGGGCCACCGUCUCUGUGCUUGGAAAAACUACAUCAUUUUACAUGGCGGGUUCAGAGAUACUGGUGCCCAGACUACUUACCUCCAAGACAUGUGGCUUUUCGACAUUACCACCUAUAAAUGGACACAAGUCGAAUUUCCACCAGCACACACCAUUCCUGACGCUAGAUCUGGUCACUCGUUGAUUCCUCAUGCGGAGGGAGCAGUUCUCUAUGGAGGCUACUGCAAGACCAAACUCAAAAAGGGAUUGCAGAAGGGUAAAGUGUUGACAGACUCCUGGCUCAUCAAAAUGAAAGCAGACCCUAAGGCAAUCAGAUUCGAGAGACGUAGGAAACAGGGAUUCCAGCCCAGUCCUAGAGUCGGCUGUUCCAUGGUCUCCCACAAGAAUAGAGGUAUCAUGUUCGGUGGAGUUUACGAUGUUGAGGAAAGCACAGACAACCUUGACUCUCAAUUCUACAACUCUAUUCAAUCGUACCAGACAGAAGCCAACAGAUGGUAUGCGUUGAACCUCAAACCUCGUAAGAAAAACAAAGCAAAGCAGGAACCAAAGGAGCGCUCAAGAGACAAUGAAUUGGAAGACAUUCUCAAUUCGAUCUUGGCUAAAGCCAAAUUAAAUGAUGAAGACGAGAACGACAAAGAUGAGUUAUCUCAAAUUGAGAUCUUGAGACAAUUGGAGGAGCGUGAGGAAAUGGAAAACGAGAAAAUCGAAUUUCCGGUGGUCAAUCAAUUACCUCAUCCAAGAUUCAAUGCUACCACCUGUGUUGUCGAGGACACUUUGUACAUCUAUGGAGGAAUCUUCGAGAGAGGCGAGCAGGAGUUUAACUUGGACUCCUUGUAUGCCAUUGACCUUAAUAAGUUGGACGGUGUGAAAGUGCUUUGGGAAGAUUUGUCCGAGCUAGAUAAGAGCGCCGUCAAUUCUGACGAUGAAGAUGACGACGAUGAUGACGAUGAGGACGAUGACGAUGACGAUGACGAUGAGGGUGAUGAGGGUGAUGACGAUGAGGAGGAAGAAGAGGAAGAAGAAGAAGAGGAUCAAGAUUCCGAGCAAGAAGACGCCAUUCCUGACCCUCGCCCUUGGCUUCCAGAGCCCAAGCCAUUCGAGAACUUGCGUGCUUUUUACAUCAGAACUGGCCCUCAGUUUUUGGAGUGGUCUAUUUCGAGUAAUAGGGAUGCAAGGGGUAAGUACCUUAAGAAGGCGGCCUUCGAUUUGUGUGAGGAUAGAUUCUGGGAGAGAAGAGAGCAAGUCAGAGCUGCUGAGGACCAGCUCGAGUCGCUAGGAGGCGUUGGAGAAGUCAUCGAGAAAGACUUGACCAAAACAAGUAAGAGAAGAUAG
This is a messenger RNA of Australozyma saopauloensis, 1938 nucleotides long. RefSeq lists its product as uncharacterized. The coding region runs from base 1 to 1938 and encodes 645 amino acids. The record is from RefSeq and is a predicted model, not a curated record. Gene Ontology annotation, molecular function: protein binding. Lineage: Eukaryota; Fungi; Ascomycota; Pichiomycetes; Serinales; Metschnikowiaceae. The transcript has a single exon.